CCAAUGUUUAUUAUCUGCCAAUAAUUCAAUUCCACUAUCAAAACCUGCAAAUUAAAAUGGAAAAGGCAACACUACUUAUUAAGCUUCCGCUUCUUACCCUCUUUCUGCUAGUAUCAUCAGCCUCGUCUUCGGCACAGGCGAACGCCGCCGGACGGAAGGUGGGCGGGAGGACAGAGGUGAAGGACGUGAAGAACAACGAGGAGGUUCAAGAAUUGGGAAGAUAUUGCGUGCGCGAGUACAAUAAGGUCCUGCAGGAGAAACAAGGCGGCGGCGGCUUGCUUAGCUUCUCGGAGGUGGUCAAGGCGGAGACGCAGGUGGUUUCCGGGUUCAAGUACUACCUCAAGAUCUCCGCCGCCAGCUCCGGCGGCGCUCGAAGGAUUUACGAUGCUGUUGUAGUGGUCAAGCCCUGGGCCGCCGAUUCUAGGGAGCUUCUCGACUUUGCACCCUCUCCCGACUCCGACCACCCAAGUAAACAAUUCCUUGACAUCUUAGUAUAAUCUAUCUGAUCUUAUGAUUAUAUAAAUUAUAAUCAUGUCGAUCUCUUUUGAAUGGUUAUUGUUCAGUGAUGAAAUAAGGAAAAAGAAUCACGGUCCGAUCUGAAAGCUAAUUAAUAAGGUUGUAUUUUCGGUUCAAUUUUCAAUUAUUGAAUUCUUUGACCAUUUGGAGUAAUAGCUAGGGAAGCCUGUAUGCAACUCCAAAUUAA
Molecule: messenger RNA, 703 nt
Organism: Ipomoea nil (Japanese morning glory)
Lineage: Eukaryota; Viridiplantae; Streptophyta; Magnoliopsida; Solanales; Convolvulaceae
Product: cysteine proteinase inhibitor B-like
Exons: 1
Coding region: 57-497 (146 amino acids)
Molecular function (GO): cysteine-type endopeptidase inhibitor activity
Source: RefSeq, a predicted model, not a curated record